CACAACAUUAACUAUAUAUCUCCAUCUUCUUAAAAAUAAUCAUCACUAAAGAUAUAAAUACGACAAUGAAUACUUUCAAAACCCCUUUUCUCGUCAUCGUUGCGAUUAGCUUUCUUGUUGUUGCAACCAAUGCUCAAAACACUCCACAAGACUACCUUAACUCUCACAACACCGCUCGUGCGCAGGUUGGAGUACCGAACGUGGUGUGGGACACAACUCUCGCGGCCUACGCAUUGAACUAUUCAAAUUUUAGAAAAGCCGACUGCAACCUUGUUCACUCCAACGGACCAUAUGGAGAAAACCUAGCCAAGGGAAGUAGUUCCUCGUUCUCGGCCAUCUCGGCCGUCAAACUUUGGGUCGACGAGAAACCUUACUACAGCUACGCAUACAAUAAUUGCACAGGUGGAAAACAAUGCUUGCAUUACACGCAAGUGGUGUGGAGAGAUUCAGUGAAGAUAGGGUGUGCUAGGGUUCAAUGCACCAAUACUUGGUGGUUCGUGAGUUGUAACUAUAACUCACCCGGUAAUUGGGUCGGAGAGUACCCUUACUGAUCCUGAUCACUAAUACUGUAUUACCUAAGACAAUAAAUAUGAUUUAUGAAUAAAACUAAUUUGAAUUACUGCAUAUGAAAUUAUAAAUCUUUUGUUUUAAUCUCAAGAUGUAAUAAUUUAUGAUCUUCACAUAAAGAGGUUGUAAGCUUUGCCUUCUUUUACAAUUAAUCAAACGUUGUUUUUAUUCUUGUUUAUAUAGUGAAAAAGUUUGUUC
Arabidopsis thaliana (thale cress) is the source of this 765-nucleotide messenger RNA. Its product is annotated as CAP (Cysteine-rich secretory proteins, Antigen 5, and Pathogenesis-related 1 protein) superfamily protein. Gene Ontology annotation, biological process: defense response to other organism. The record is from RefSeq and is marked reviewed. The transcript is spliced from 2 exons. Lineage: Eukaryota; Viridiplantae; Streptophyta; Magnoliopsida; Brassicales; Brassicaceae. Bases 66 to 551 code for a protein of 161 amino acids.